Molecule: messenger RNA, 3149 nt
Organism: Lolium rigidum
Lineage: Eukaryota; Viridiplantae; Streptophyta; Magnoliopsida; Poales; Poaceae
Product: FT-interacting protein 1-like
Exons: 2
Coding region: 599-3049 (816 amino acids)
Source: RefSeq, a predicted model, not a curated record
UCCCUCGUUCGAUCUCUGCUAAUUUCCCAUGGCUAGAAAGGUUUAGCUUCUGCCUGAAAGAACUUGGCUCAUGCAUCGAUCACACAAAGCCACGAAGGCAAAUUAAGCUGCAUCUGUACACACACACACACAUACUGACAGUUUCAGCUAGCUUAGCUAGAUCAGCGGCUCAGUGCAGAUCGAGACAUCUUGUGUAUACCUUUCUUCUCGCCGGGGUUUCCGCCGGCCGUCGCUUUGCUUGCCGGCGAGGCUUCCCGGAUCCCCUCUCACAGCUAGGCCGCGCGCCAUUCAUUGGCCUGACCAAAAGCUGCUCUGCUAGUGCUAGCCCGUGUCUUGGUGGCUUCGUGCAUGUAUUCGCGAGGCCCAGGUGGCGUUGUAACGCAAGCUUUCUGCUUGGCGCUAGUAGUUUCUUGCUGCUGCAUAUAUGCCGAGCUCGCGCGUCAGGUUCCCUUUAUUCUUGCAAUUUGAAUGCUACAUGCCACUGUUCCUGACGUGCAAGCUCUAAUCGACCUGAAGUUGCUGCUUUCCUCUUGAAAGAUUUGGCAGGUUUAAACUUUACUUGGCGCGUGCUUGAUAUCGAGAGAGGUGAUCGACGACGAUGGGCGGGAACCAGGACGCGCACCACGAGGACUUCCAGCUCAAAGACACGAACCCGCUGCUCGGGGAGCAAUGGCCGAAAGGCGCGGCGGGGCCGGCGCGCCCCGCCGUCGGCGGCGGCAUCGCAGGGUGGCUGGGCAUGGACAAGCCGUCGAGCACGUACGACCUGGUGGAGCAGAUGUUCUUCCUGUACGUGCGCGUGGUGAAGGCCAAGGACCUUCCCCCGAACCCCCUCACCGGCGCGGCCAUGGACCCGUACGUGGAGGUGAAGCUGGGCAACUACAAGGGCACCACCAAGCACUACGACCGCCGCGCCAACCCGGAGUGGGAUCAGGUCUUCGCCUUCUCCAAGUCCCGCGUCCAGUCCAACGCCCUCGAGGUCUACCUCAAGGACCGCGACAUGAUCGGCCGCGACGACUACGUCGGCCGCGUCGUCUUCGACCUCGGCGAGGUGCCCACCCGCGUGCCCCCCGACAGCCCGCUCGCGCCCCAGUGGUACCGCCUCGAGGAGCGCCGCGGCGACGUCGGCGGGUACAAGAUCCGCGGGGAGCUCAUGCUCGCCGUCUGGAUCGGCACCCAGGCCGACGAGGCCUUCCCGGAGGCCUGGCACUCCGACGCCGCCACCGUGCGCGGCGAGGGCGUCGCCAGCGUGCGCUCCAAGGCCUACGUCUCGCCCAAGCUAUGGUACCUCCGCGUCAACGUCAUCGAGGCGCAGGACGUGCAGCCGCAGUCCCGUGGCCGCGCCCCCGAGGUGUUCGUCAAGGCCCAGGUCGGGAACCAGAUCCUCAAGACCUCCGUCGUCCCCGCCGCCACGCUCAACCCGCGCUGGAACGAGGACCUGGUCUUCGUCGUCGCCGAGCCGUUCGAGGAGCAGCUCGUCAUGACGGUGGAAGACCGCGUGUCCCCUCGCAAGGACGACCUCCUCGGCCGCGUCCAGCUCCCGCUCACGCUCUUCGAGAAGCGUCUCGACCACCGCCCCUUCGUGCAGUCGCGCUGGUUCGACCUCGAGAAGUUCGGCAUCGCCACUGCCAUCGAGGGCGAGACUCGGCGGGAGCUCCGGUUCGCUAGCCGCGUCCACCUCCGUGCCUGCCUCGAGGGCGCCUACCACGUCAUGGACGAGUCCACCAUGUACAUCAGCGACACCCGCCCCACGGCGCGGCAGCUCUGGAAGCCGCCCGUCGGCGUGCUCGAGGUCGGCAUCCUCAGCGCCGCCGGCCUGCAGCCCAUGAAGAACCGCGACGGACGCGGCAGCACCGACGCCUACUGCGUCGCAAAGUACGGCCAGAAGUGGGUGCGCACGCGCACCAUGAUCGGCACUUCCAGCCCGACGUGGAACGAGCAGUACACGUGGGAGGUGUUCGACCCGAGUACCGUCAUCACCAUCGGCGUCUUCGACAACUGCCACCUCGGCAACAGCGGCAACGGAAACAACAACAACGGCGGCGGCGGCGGCGGAGCCCCUCCGGCGAGGGACGCACGCAUCGGCAAGAUCCGCAUCCGCCUCUCGACCCUUGAAACCGACCGCGUGUACACGCACGCGUACCCGCUGAUCCUGCUGACGCCGUCGGGGGUGAAGAAGAUGGGCGAGCUCCGCCUCGCCGUGCGGUUCACCUGCCUGUCGAUGAUGAACAUGGUGCACCUCUACACGCAGCCGCUGCUCCCCAGGAUGCACUACCUGCACCCGUUCACGGUGACGCAGCUGGACGCGCUCCGGUACCAGGCGAUGGGCAUCGUGGCGGCGCGGCUGGGCCGCGCGGAGCCGCCGCUGCGGCGGGAGGUGGUGGAGUACAUGCUGGACGUGGAGUCUCACAUGUGGAGCAUGCGGCGCAGCAAGGCCAACUUCUUCCGCGCCAUGUCGCUCUUCUCCGGCGCGGCCGCCGGCGCGCGGUGGUUCGCCGACGUGUGCCUCUGGAAGAACGUGGCCACCACGGCGCUGGUGCACGUGCUCCUCCUCAUCCUCAUCUGGUACCCGGAGCUCAUCCUCCCCACCGUCUUCCUCUACAUGUUCUUCAUCGGGCUCUGGAACUACCGCCGCCGCCCGCGCCACCCGCCGCACAUGGACACCAAGAUGUCGUGGGCCGAGGCCGUGCACCCCGACGAGCUCGACGAGGAGUUCGACACGUUCCCGACGUCGAGGCAGCAGGACGUGGUGUACAUGCGCUACGACCGGCUGCGGAGCGUGGCCGGAAGGAUACAGACGGUGGUCGGCGACAUGGCCACGCAGGGGGAGAGGCUGCAGUCGCUGCUCAGCUGGCGCGACCCCAGGGCCACGUGCGUCUUCGUCUUCUUCUGCCUCAUCGCCGCGGUGGUGCUCUACGUCACGCCGUUCCGGGUGGUGGCGCUCGUCGCCGGGCUCUUCCUGCUCCGGCACCCGCGGUUCCGCAGCAAGCUGCCAGCAGUGCCUAGCAACUUCUUCCGCCGGCUGCCGUCGCGGGCAGACAGCAUGCUCUGAUCGACUCCGAGUGAGAUACAAUGCCCCGCUUGUUCGUCUUCGAUCGGGAUAGAGUUCAGAGUCCUGAUUUUUUUUCCACAUAAAAGGAAGUGUUUUCCUC